AUGAAAAAAAGAGCUUGUCAUCAUACAAUAUUUGUGUACGAUUUAAAAGGAAAUUAUUUGUUUGAUGGAACAUUCGAAAGACCACUGAAAACUAUCCAAGCAACUGUAUCUUUUACACAUACUCUACGUAUUGUUCAUGGUAGUGAUAAAAUAUUAUGCAUUAGCAUACGUGGACGAACUUACUAUUUAGGUACAAAUGCUACUACAACAAGUAGUCAAAUUGGUGCAAUAGCAUUGACAAGUAACGACAGUAAUCUUGUAAUUGAAAACUAUCAGGAUGAACAGGUUAUAUUGAGUGGUGAUACAUUAUUAAACUUACAAUGGUCAGUUCACGUCACAACAAAAGAUGGUCGUAAAAUUAUGAAAGCUCAAAUACCAUCAUCUGUCAAACUAGAACAAUUCAAUGAAUUAUAUAUUGAUGGUGGAGGUGCUUCUGUUUUUAAUCCAUCUACUAAUUUUUGGAGUACAGCUUCACCACCUCAGGGUAAUAAUUAUGUUGUUCCUCGUGGUCUUAUCGUCAACAAUGGAGCAUUACCUCAUAUUGUCAACUGGAGUAAGCCUACGACUGGUUUGGUGCAUGCUUUUCACUCUGGUUAUUGGGAUAGUUGGAUGUUUGAAAUAGCAUCGAUCAAUAGUACACAAAAUACUACCAUAUUCAGUCGAGAAGAUUUUCAAGAAGUACGUGGUUCGGGAAAUGGAGGUGCAUUUUACGUUGCAAAUAUUUUUGAAGAGCUUGAUUUAUCAAACGAAUGGUUUUUAGACAAAGAUAUUCGUACACUCUAUUUUAUGCAGAACGAAAGUAUGCCUCAAAUUUUUCUUGCUAGUCAAAUUCCAUGUCUAAUAUGUAUUAGUGGCAAUAGUAUUCAAGAUUCUAUUCACAAUGUACUGAUUCAAGGUUUAACAUUAACACAAACUAGUAAUACUUAUAUGAGAGAUUAUAUGGGACCAAGUGGUGGUGAUUGGGCUGUUCAUCGAGGUGGAAAUAUCUAUUUAACAAAUACGAGAAAUAUAACUAUUACACGUUAUUUAUUCAUGGAACCAGGAAGCAAUGGUGUAGCUUUAAUUGAUUACAAUGACGCUAUUUCGAUCACUUUAAAUGAAUUCGUAUGGUUAGCCAACUCUGCAAUUAUCCUUGUUGGUAGUACGAAUGGAAUCGAUGGUUUUAGUAUGGCGAGUCAGCCUGCUAAUACGCUUAUACAAUCAAAUCUAAUACAUGAAACCGGCAUUUAUGUCAAACAAUCGUCACCUAUACUGAUAUCUGUCAGUCGGAGUGUAUCUGUUAUCGGUAAUUUAAUGUUCAAUAUACCACGAGCAGCAAUUAAUGUCAAUGAUGGAUUCUAUGGAAUUAAUACUCUUAGCUGGAAUAUCAUAUUCAAUACUGUUCGAGAAACAAGCGAUCAUAGACUCAUCAAUACAUGGGAUCGACAACCGUUUUUAAGCGAUGCUGUUCAACGAGGCUUACCUUCACUUUGGCGACAUAAAAGUUAUAUUCAUCACAAUACACUUUUCAAUAAUUACAACUCUUCUUAUCCUAUUGAUCAUGAUGAUGGCAGUUGUUUUUAUGAGAAUAGUUAUAAUUUUCAGGUGGGUGCAGAAUCUUCCAAAAAAUAA
This is a messenger RNA of Rotaria sp. Silwood1, 1611 nucleotides long. The record is from the annotation of a GenBank genome assembly. Lineage: Eukaryota; Metazoa; Rotifera; Eurotatoria; Philodinida; Philodinidae.